UCUGACAAAAUGUGUUCGUUCAAGUGCACUGUGUUUAUCUUCCUGUUGGUGGUGUCCGUGUGUUUUGCACAGGAUGAAGCGCGCGGUCAAGAAGUUGCGCGAAAAAGAUACAAACAUAAAUUGCAUCACCUACAUCACAACCCUUACUUUUAUUACUUGGCGUUUCUUGCAAUCAAACUGAAAUUCGCGUUUGUUGUGGGAACGAUGAUAAUGUUAGCUUUAUUCGCAAGUAAAACCUACGCAUUAUUAAAAUAUGGUAUCCUAUCGAAAAAAAGUAGCGAACCAGAAAAAAUCUACAUUCAAGCACCGGAACAUCAUUAUCCUUCAUAUUUCGAAGAUGAUCAUAGUCACGAGAGUCAUGAUUUUACAAGCAGCGGUUCGUACGGCCGAGGAUUCCAAACAGAGAUUUAUGAUAAUUACAAUUUAGUUCAAGACUUAAUCAAAAAAGUGGAUUUGAACGAAUUGGCAUUCAAUUCACUGGACAUGACACAAACAGAAUGCAAACAACGUUUCGUGUGUGAAGCAGAUUUCCGAGCAAAUAAUGACACAAUACUAAACUUAGAAAUGUUCCUGAUUCGAGAUAAUAGUUUCCUCAAAUAUCGAACGAAGGAAGUUAUCAAAACAAUAGAAGACUGUGCAAAACUAUGCCAUUUUGCAACAUAGUUUAGUUUUCUACUUUACUCACCAACA
This is a messenger RNA of Dalotia coriaria, 690 nucleotides long. RefSeq lists its product as uncharacterized. The record is from RefSeq and is a predicted model, not a curated record. Bases 10 to 663 code for a protein of 217 amino acids. Lineage: Eukaryota; Metazoa; Arthropoda; Insecta; Coleoptera; Staphylinidae. The transcript is spliced from 3 exons.